Messenger RNA from Debaryomyces fabryi, 2040 nucleotides. Its product is annotated as polynucleotide 5'-hydroxyl-kinase. Gene Ontology annotation, biological process: cleavage in ITS2 between 5.8S rRNA and LSU-rRNA of tricistronic rRNA transcript (SSU-rRNA, 5.8S rRNA, LSU-rRNA). The record is from RefSeq and is a predicted model, not a curated record. Gene Ontology annotation, molecular function: polynucleotide 5'-hydroxyl-kinase activity. Lineage: Eukaryota; Fungi; Ascomycota; Pichiomycetes; Serinales; Debaryomycetaceae. Gene Ontology annotation, cellular component: nucleus. The coding region runs from base 1 to 2040 and encodes 679 amino acids. The transcript has a single exon.
AUGAGUGCUUACGCAGCUUUGCAAAAGAUGUCAGGCACAACAUCGGUUCUCUAUGGAGCUAGUGGAGAGUCCGACAACGAGAAGGACAAUGAGACAAUAGGAUACCUCAGAAAUUCUUCCGAUGAGGAAGCGGAGGAAACAGAGAUUCCUAUUAUACCAACCACAACACCAACACCAAAUAUAAUACGAACACCUUCCAUAGUACCGAGGGUUAAUAACUUUAUAUGCGAGUCAAAUUUUAUUCCAAAUGACGAUAACUUUAUUGUAUUUCAUGAUCACAUAAUUAUUGGUCUUAAAGCAAAUGAAUAUAUCCUAAUUAAUGGACAAUGCAAGAUGACAAUACAAAGAGGAGCUAUAUUAAUAAACACUGGACAUUAUGUGUUUGCCCAUCCUAAUAACUGUAUACCGAUAAUUGCAUCUCAAUCUCAGUCGUUGCCUAUUAUUUCGAGUACACAGGUAGUUGAUCGUAGUGGGAUUAAAGAUACCAAGACAGAGGAGAACAUUCAUUUAUUUUCAAGUAACUAUAAAUCAGUCAUUAAAUUGGAAAAUUUCUAUACUGGCCUUGAGAAGAUAGGGUCCUAUCAUCCACCGUUUAAGCGCUUUUUUUAUAGCAAAUCUCUAGGUGAAGAUGAAGAAUUGACUGAAUACGAAAGGCUAUUUAAAACUUAUUCAUUUGAAAUUAUAUUAAAGGAUCGUGGUUGUAUUGGAAUUAGUAUAGAAAAAUUGUGGUUAAAUCAGAUCCAACUGCUAAUAGCCGAUAUUAAUGAGGACUUGGUUCCAAAAAUCAUUAUGAUUAUAGGAAACAAGAACAGUGGGAAAUCAACGCUUUCAAAGACUUUAUUAAACUCUCUUAUAUUGGACAACCAAAAUGCUGUAUCAUAUUUAGAUUUAGACCCAGGUCAAUCUGAAUUUUCUAUUCCUUACUGUCUCUCGCUUACGAACCAUUCUAAACCGAUUGUCGGUAUGAAUAUACCGAAGACCUCAGGAGAUGAGGAUAGCAUAUCACAUUAUUAUGGCUUUACUACCCCCCAAAGUCAACCUUCACAAUAUGUUUCUAUUAUUAAAGCUUUAUUCCAAGAAUAUGACCAAACUUAUAAACCUAGAGGAAACCAUCUAAUCAUCAACACCCCUGGAUGGAUUAAGGGUUAUGGGAAAGAAUUGUUACACGAAUUAACAGCAUUUAUCAAUCCAAAUCAAUUAAUUUUAUUAUCAAAUAAUACAGAUACUGACAACAUGGAUAAUUCAGAUAAUUUGAAUGGCUUAACAUUUCAAAAUUCUCGCUGCUUUCAAGGAAUAUACCAAACAUCAAAAUAUUCACCUUUCCAGUUGAGAAUGUUUAAUAAGUUAUCUUAUUUUCACCAACUAGCUGAUUUGAAGUUUGACUUUAAUAUUCAUAUUUUAUUACGUUCCCCUUUGAAAAUAUCAUAUGAAACAGCCAAUUCUCCUAAAACUUUCAAAGGUAUAAAUAUGAUUUCAGUAUUAAAUUACGAUGUGGGGCUCAAUUUUGAAUUAAACGAUUUAUUAUCCAUGAUUGAUACUUCGAUAAUGGGCUUAUAUUUAAUAGACCAUGAGUAUUAUUCAUCAGUAAAAUCUUCAAUAAAAAGACUGGGCGAUUGUCAUUAUUUGCCCCAAUAUUUGGACUCGACUGAUUACACCAGUCUAAUCAAUUACAGCUCUUCAUAUAACGUGUUUAUGGGGCUUUGUAUGGUUCACAGCAUCAAUACCACGGAUGAGUUUUUUAAUAUUUAUUUACCUAACAAUAAUCAGACUCAACUCACAGAAAUGAUAACUAAAAAAGACUACAAAUUACUUUUAGUCAAAGGUGAUGGUGACAUACCUAGUCCAGAAUUACUAAUGUUUGACAUGCUACUUAAACAACAAGAAGAUAUAAAGAAAUUGAAUAAAAGGAGAAGGAAAAACCCAAAUCUAGAUGAUAAAGACGUAUUGAAGAUUCCAUAUGUGACUUUUGAAAAUAAAAAUAAAAUUGGAGGAAUUUGGAAAACAAGAAGGAAUGUCAUGAGAAGGGGUCAUCAGAGAUAA